Messenger RNA from Pistacia vera, 899 nucleotides. RefSeq lists its product as uncharacterized. Bases 96 to 371 code for a protein of 91 amino acids. The transcript has a single exon. Lineage: Eukaryota; Viridiplantae; Streptophyta; Magnoliopsida; Sapindales; Anacardiaceae. The record is from RefSeq and is a predicted model, not a curated record.
UGUCUUCGCUCUUCCAAAUCAACACCAAGGGCCAAAUUUGCAACUUUUGAUAAUCUCUCUCUCACUUUACUGGUCUUCUCAGGAAAAGGAAAGAAAUGGAGGGUCUUAUUCCUUUUGUUUAUAGAGCCAUCAUGCAAUACAAGAAUGGAAAUGAAGGUUCCUUCGGGUCAUGGUUGAGUGAGUCACCAUCGGCUUCGUACAUGAGACUUCCAGGUGAUUCAGGUCGGUUUCAGACUUCUGAUAUGCAUUUGUUUCAACCUGAUUGUGGCUUCUCAACAUCAGCUCCUGCUUCUACUACCACACAAAUUAUCAUAUCAACCGGAGUUCAAUCUCCCGUUUGUCGCCUCACUUCUCGUCGAGUUGCUGCAUGAUCUUAGUUAAAAACAAAAAAAAAAAAAAAUGGUUUAUGGAGUUGCAAGUGCCAUGCUUGAAGAAAGCUGAAGGCGUGGAACUUGUUACAUAUGGUGAUGAAUUGUGGUAAUUGUGUUUAGAAUAUGAAAUGAUAUUCUAUUUUAUGAUAGUUUUUUCUUUUUCUUUUAUGGAUGGUGCUUAUAGGAAAUAAGCAUGUGGAAAACCAAAGGGGCCAUAUGCUCUGUGUCAUAGCAACUGUGUUGCUGCCUUGCUGGUGUAAAACCUGAAGGUAUUAUAGAAGAAUUAGGCGUUUGGAAAAACCAAAGGGACCAAACGCUUAAUUUGUGUUGUUGAAUUGUGAAGGUUCUAAUAUCACGAAGGUUAGAUCUGUGAUAUAUUGUAUAAAUUUGUGAUCUCCAGAACAAUGUCUAUGUAACUAUGUUUCAUGGCCGAAGGGCCUUGUUUAAUGUAUAUUACUCUUUGCCUCUGUAUCGUUCUGGGCUCUUGAUUCGAACAGAAGUGUGUGGAAAACAAGAAAAGUUAGCCAA